Messenger RNA from Austrofundulus limnaeus, 9520 nucleotides. Its product is annotated as protein phosphatase 1 regulatory subunit 12B. The transcript is spliced from 12 exons. Gene Ontology annotation, cellular component: Z disc; cytoplasm; A band. Gene Ontology annotation, molecular function: enzyme inhibitor activity; protein kinase binding; phosphatase regulator activity. The record is from RefSeq and is a predicted model, not a curated record. NCBI's taxonomy places the organism in Eukaryota, Metazoa, Chordata, Actinopteri, Cyprinodontiformes, Rivulidae. Bases 176 to 1129 code for a protein of 317 amino acids.
CCAGCCUCUCCCUUUCAUCACUGCUGCAUCGUCUCGGUGCUCCAGUCUGACCUUCUGCAGCCRCCAUGCACGCGUUUGUUCCCAGAAUCCAAAUUCAAGAACUCUGAACAGGACAAAGAAGAUGGAUGUUUUUUAUGAGACACUUUGAAAUGUAAAAUACUGCUGUACUGAGAGGAUGUAUCUGACGCCAAUUAAAGAUGAAGACGCAGAAUCUGAGAGAAAAGCAAAGUCCCGUCAUGCCAGACAAACUCGCCGGUCAACACAGGGUGUGACUCUGACAGACCUGAGAGAGGCUCAGAGGACCUACAGCCUGGCUCAUCAAGACAGAGAGAAAGAGGAAGGAGGUGCAGUCGGAGACAGGCCCUGUCAGACGAGAGGCUUUGCAGAUGACAGUGAAGCAGAGGAUGACCUGACAGGAUCCACAGGAACAGCUGGGAUUUCUCUGAAGUGGAGCAAAGAGGAUGAGGAGGGGAACAUUGAGAGCAGGUUAGAUACCUUUACCAGAUCUCCUGACCUGUCUUAUUUAUCCCUGUCUGAAUCCUGUGAUCUACUUCGACAAAACUUUUUCAAAGCUGGUGAAAAAUGGUGGAGAGAUGAAAAUCAAAACCUGGUUGAAGAUGCAGCACAGCUGAACUCYUCCACAACAACCGAUCUGAAACCCCUCUGCUGUGAGGCUGAAGACACACAACACGAAAGAUUGUCGAGAUAUGACUCCACUGGAGAAAGUGCUGCAGAGAAGGCUCUGGGCCGCACCAGCUCCUACACACGGAGAGAGACGAGGCUGGCGGCUCUGAACAGACAGGAGCAGGAGUCCACCGCCAAAGACUAUAAGAAGAUGUAUACAGAAGCUCUGCAAGAGAACGAGAGGCUGAAGUCCAGAUUGCAGGACAGCAAACAAGAGUUAGUCAAGAUCCGUUCCCAGCUGGAAAAAGUCACUCAGAGACAGGACAGGAUGUCAGAAAGAUCUGCUGUUCUUGAAUCGGAGAAAAGGGAAAAACAAGUUCUUGAAAAAAAAGUGUCAAACAUGGAGGAGGAAAUAAAGGUUUUAACAGAACUCAAGUCAGACAAUCAGAGGCURAAGGAUGAAAACGGAGCGCUCAUUCGAGUCAUCAGCAAGCUGUCCAAGUGAGCAGAUGUCUGGAGCUCUUCUGUGUCUGUGAACGAUUCAUUCCUGAUUAUUGGGCAACAUUUUGAAGUUGAUGUUUUGUUUCUGGUUGCGGUUAAAGAAACUAAUUCWGAUAAAUCCAACUGAAACUUUUAAAUAUGUCUUGGUUGCAUUGAACACUUUUUAUGAUGGAAUUACAUCGUCCUCCAUUUGGUUWUUGUUUGCUUUAAGGUAUUUUCCACAUGCACAAACAAGGGACCACAUGUGCCGUUUGAACAACGGUCCAGGUGUCUGCAUCCACACUUCCUGUUUGUCUCCACAUUGAGCACGGUGUGGUUUUAAUAUUGUCACUUUAAAGAGUUAUUUUAUCAAAGCAAACUUUUUCAUACAUUUUUCCAAAAGAAGUUUGUACAAACAAGUUUCUUGCUGGAAGCGGUACGAAAUAGAUGUUCCAGGUUUGACUGAGAGCUUUUCAAACUUUGACACUCAGAUGUUUCUGCUUCCUAUAUCUUGGAUUUUAUAGCUCAAAGUCGCUCAAACAGCCUUUCAAUAUUUUUCCAGCAUAAUUUAUUCUGAAGACAACAGAACAAUCUGUGUCCUGUUAUAGUUGUAGUACAGAGAUUUACAAACAAAAGUCAUGCAAUUUUUGACAAAGCAUCAGUUUUACUCAGUAAAAUAAAAUGUUUCAUUCAGACCUGAGAGCCAAAGCACAUGAACCCAUUUGAGUGUGGAAACAGUUGCAGUUGAUUCCUUUGGCUUCUUAACCAUCAAUCACCGCCAUAAUGUAUUGUUGUUGCUGUUGUUGUUUUUAAAUCCUGUAUUUCAUCUUAAAAUUGCUAAAUUGAGGAUAGCUUCUGUAAAUACCAAGCAGGGAGAGAGAAAGAGAGUACCUAUUUAUUUAUCAAGAUUUAAAUUUCAUCUUUACACCUUUGAGUGAAUAUUUGUUUCAAAUAAACACUUUUUUUUGUUGUCUUGUUAUGCGGAAGGGGAUUAGGGCCACAGAGAGAAAAAAAAACCCUAAGUCAAAAUUUAGGAAGAUUUCUUUUUUAUUUUUUUGCUCUGUGUUUCUAAUCCUUUUCCGUAUGUUGGUCUUCCUCAAAUGAAGUGAUGAAAAGACAAAAUAAUAAAACCACGUAUUUUCUCACUGUACUGUUAAGCACCUAACUCUAACCUUUAAAAUCUGUGUGUGAUCUUUGUUAUUAAAUAUUGUCUCAGUUGUUGUAGGAUUUUUCAUUAUCUGCUGCAAACUCACAUUUUAACUGGUUUAAUAAACUACCUGCAGGGGUUGUUUCAAGUUCAUUAGGCACCUCUAUAAUAGCACUUUACUGUCCCUCAUGACAAAUAAAAAUGUGUAAGAAACUGUUUAGUUUGUACUGUGGUUCUUUUGCAGUGCAUAUUUUUUUGUAUUUUAAAUAUUCAGGACUUGUUAGUAAUCUUAAAAACUUUUUUUAGUUGACAUUAGAACAAUAUUAAAUGUCUCAAAAUCCUCUGUAACAUUAACUGGCACUAUACUUAUCAAAUUAUUUAAAUCAAACACAAAAAUGUCUGUAUUUCUGAACAAUAACAUUUUGCACAUAAACACACCCAGCUGUUAGUGCAACGUUCUCCUCGACUUUAGGAAUAAAAUCUUAUAUUAUUUUAUCAAUAAGAUGACCAAAGUGGUAAUCUUUAGAAGUCUAAAAAACGUCUCUUCACAGCUUCAAAAUGUUAUUUUUAAAAUCCAUGGCUAUAUGUUUUCAGUAUAGCGGUGUAUGUGACAAGGAAUCUGCUUUUAGCAGUUGUUUAUUUCAAGUCUGCACUGAUAGAUCAGCUGAUUGAUUUAAAAACAACAGAAGGAAAACGUGUUGAGCAUCUGAGAUGUGCCAAACUAGUCAGGAGGCUGAUACAAGACAAUAAGUGAUAACGUUUUAGGUAAGGCCUCGCUCAAAAAAUGAUUGAAAACUCCUCAACAAGGGUAAAAAAAAAACAAAAUCUGUCAGGAUGUGGAUGAUAUUUACAGUCUUGGAUGCAUCUUACUAACAAUUAUAAGAAAAUUAGGAAUACUAAGAAUGCAGUGAAAUCCUAAAUAUGCAUGAAAGAGCUGGAUAAGUGGCAAAGGGUACAAAACUUUUGAAGCAAUGUUGAGGUGGUUUUAUCUUUGUGGUUCUGGGCGGAGCAUAGCAGAGCAUGGUGGCAGUGAAUCUAUGAUGUGGGGCUGGAGCACAUAUCGGCUUGAUUAUUGCAAAUUUUAAAGCAGAACUGGCCUAAUACCAAAUAUUAUUUCAUAUGUUCCUGUAGAUUUGUGCUAACAUAGUAUGAUCUUUUAUGUCUUGUUCAACCGGCAAGAUAAUUAUGCUGAUUUUUGACCCGAUUUUGUCCUCCUCACAGUCUUGAGGAUGCCCAGAUUAUGGUGACAGCUCUAAAAAUAAUCUGAUGAAAUAUUCCUGCCAUGUGUGGCAUGUUAAGAGUGAUCUAGUCAACUCAGAAGGACGUUUGGAUCACUCCAAUCUCAAAUAGGGGAUAUUCAACAUGUUGGAUCAUCUUGACCCAAUAUCCCAGCCUGUGUUGUUUCCUGAGGACAAACAUUCAGGGGACCCGUUGAAUGUGACGUGUAGCCAAUCAGAAAGCAAGGUGAUGGGGAAUCUAAAAUACAGAAGACAAAUCAACUGCCACGGUGCACCAGGAAAUCUGGUGUUUGUUUUUUUAUUUAUUUUCCUUCUGUUUAUUUACUCUGAAAAACGUGACUUCUUAAAAUAAAGUUGUGCUAGGUUUUCUGGUUGGUCACAGCGUGUGCAUUUCUCUACAUUGCAGGAUGUUAGACUGAAUAACUUCAACAGUACAGUACCUUUUGCUCGAUAAAGUGCAAAAGUGUUUUCGUGACAUCAAACACAAACAACUCAUGGUAAUUAAAAGGCCUUUAUUUCCUAUUUGUUGUUUUUUUUUCUUUUGUUUUUACAGAACUUGUAACACAUAUGAUAAAUUUGUAAUAAGUUAUUUGGUUCCCUUUGAUAACGUCAUAAGGUUCCCCAACGAAUGUCCAUAUAAGGGUCGAGAGGAGUUUGUGAGCAACAUUUGUGUCCAGUCAAAGGCUAAAGCAUGCGAUCCACAGUAGGCACAAGUACUGACAUGAACACGCGCACCACAACACUAGACACGAAGAAACACAGCUAGGGGACACGACCUGACUGUCCUCCGAGGAUCUGAAAGAUGAUGAAGAAAAAGCAAUGAAGCCGGGAAAAGAAAGGAGUCUCGGGAAUACAGCUGCGUCAGGCAUAAGGGGUGGGGGGUUAGAGGACUGACAGCUCAAGAGGGGAGUUCGGUACAGUCCUGUAUGUUCGGCAGUAUAGAGUGUCCAUGUUGUAAACAUGAAGGCCGGCAUUCUUCAUGACAAUUCAAAUUCCCGUUAAUGAUGCUGACAGCUGUUUGACACAGAAACAGGAUAAAGACGCCAACAGAAAGCAAACGUAAAUGGAGACACACUGCCUCAAACACAUUCUACAUUGGAGGUGGUGAAACAGAAAGAACUCAAAACGUGAUUACACACAUAUAUACACACAAAAUAAUAAUACAAAGAGGAAAAGAAAAGACAAGAAAGCUUGUUUGAAAGUGAUGUCUCUACCUGCUGAGAGUCUUUGACAGGGUGGUUAACGGGUUGAACUUUGUACGGUUUCCCUUUUUAAAUCCCAGCGUUUGUUCGAAAGUAAAACCAAACCAAAACCACAUCUGUGUGAACGGCGCUCCAAAACUGUCUGAAACGGCACAGCUUCAGAUGCAUUUGUGCAUAACAUCUACAGGCAGCAAGAAAACAGACACAUAGCCAUAUUUAAACCACACUUCAGAUUAUUUUCUUCUUUCCGUUCGAGUGUAUUACUUGUACACAAACUAAUGUACAUUUAAGAAUGAGAUAUGUGUCCCAUGCAUGCAGAACUGUACUGUAAGUUGCAUCAUCCAAUACAUGUUUUUGCACCACGUCAAGCUGAAGAACCCAAAGUAACACAGUUUGUAGACUCGGCCCCCCAUAGAACUUGCCCGGUGGUCAUGURAUUGUAGUGACCCAAGCAAUAAAAAGAAACCAAAAAAGAAACCCUCAGAUGUGCUGUGAGUUAACCUGUUAUCCAUAUGUGCCUUUUUAUUUAUUUAUUUUCUUUUUAUUUUUUGGAUGCAUUCGCUCUCUGCAUGAAUUGGUCUCUUGGCAGAAUCAAGCAGAGCUAGUGAAUGCUGGCAACUGUAAUCAGAUGGUGGCAGUGUUUCUCCAAAAACACAUUGAAAUCUUGUGUUUUAAAUUGUGUGUUGGUGCAUUGUUUGGUCACAGUCAAUGGGAUUAAUGAGACACUGGUUAUUAUAAUAUUGCAUUAGACAAUGUGGAGCUUCUGCAACACAUUGAAGACUGUUGCCAGAACAGAUGCGGCUGUUUGCUUUAAAAGAUUUCAGUGGCUGAGAUCAACUUAAAGAAACGGACUGUGGAGAAAAGAAAUGACCUAUUUGCCUUCCUGCCAGGAGCCAAAUGAACAUCUGGCUUCACUCCGCACAAAGAAAAGCUAGAAUCAUCACCUGGAAACUCUCUGUUUAACACAGACACAAAUAUACUUUAUAUUUUACAAAUUUGGACUCCAUACAUCUGCUUAAGGUUUUCCAUGUUUGUAUUUAACGUUUCUACUGAUAUUUUGAUAAGUUGGUUUAGUGAUUUUUUUUUCAGAAGAUCUGCCUGUAGUUACAGGAUGAGUCUUUGUUUUGUUAUAUUUUUACUGUGAUACUUCUUUAUUUUUGGAUAAUAAAAAAGAUGUUUUUUUUUCAUGUAAAAUAAAGCCUUUUUAAACCCUGACUGUUCCUUUCUCUUUGGGCCAUCUACAAUGAAAUUGUUUCCUUUGAUUUCUGUUUACCAGCAUAUUGAAAUUCAUUUCCUCUUGGCAGAAAAUAAACAUAUUUACUGAUUAGGAAAGCAUGUAUUUAAAUGUUAGAGCGAAGCUGCACUAAAGCUUUUUUUGUUGUUGUUUUUAAUUGAUCUGUGAUUAAAAAAAUUUUCUGUCUGCAAUGACAGUCUUUUACCCACUUUGUCAUUAUGUUUACCUUAAGCUAUUUACUUUAUAAUUUCAAUUAUUAUUCAAAUCCACAAAACCAAUUACAUCACACUGUACAGAGCAUUUCCAAGAGUAGGCUAUUACAAGAACUAGACAGCGAUGCCAGAUGACUGUGGCUGAUGUUCAGUUUUCACUGCUGCUAGCUAGUAGCUGUUAUAGUAGCAUUGCAGAGUUGCCAGACUUUAUUUAGCUAAUAUACGUCACUACUUCAUCAACAUAGCAGGUAUGCCGGUUUUAUAAAACAAGCUUGGUAGUGAUUUACAUUACAUUAUAUCUUUUAUAAAGUGAUUAUUUUUCCCAAUGAGUGGGUCUGGCCUCAAUAAUUCUCUGCUAGCGGGGUUUGCUCGAUUACAGUUUGUGUUUUUUAAAAAAUGUGUUAAAUUUAAAGGGACUACAAUUUCUUUAAAAGAUAAGAACUUAUAAUAUAUUGAUUUCAAUACUAAUUUUAAGUGGAGGCUAUUAACGUGACCUUAGUGCUAGCUAGUUACAGUAAUACACAGUAAUGUAAACAGAACGGAUAUAAAAUGCAUAUUCUGAAGUAUUCUGUGGGAUUUCAGUCUUUCCAAUUUAAAGCGGAAAUUCAACCUAUUCUUAGGUUGGAAAUUUUUGGAAAAUGGUAGAAAGACUCAUCUUUGUCAUACGAACAAUUCGGACGUCCUUUCAACACAAAGCUAUCAUGUCUUUGUACAGUUUAUCUCAAAAAGUCUCGUCUCACAACUACACAGUGAUUACACUAAGUUUAAUAAUUAAAUCCAAAUAUAGCUGCGUCAACCAUCCAUUUUUACUAAUAAUAUUGAAGUGACAUUGCAGCAUCCGCAUUUAGCGUGCAGACGUGCCGGGUAAUCAACUCCUGGCAAGAAAGCAAAUUCUUAUUAUUGCAUCCAUGAGUGUGAAAAUCCUAAACUAUGCAUAGUUCUAUGGGAGGGAUUCAGGUUUAAAACUCACUGGUUCAAGUUUCUCUUGUUUCACUCUAAUCUUUUUUUUUUUUAGCCAUCGGUUAAAAAUAGUCAACAGAACCAAUCAGGACAAGCCUCAAACCACCUGUGUUUUUGAUUGUACGAGUUCAUUUCUCUGCUAAACUGGGAGAAGAGAAACUAGAAGAGGGACCCAGUUUGGUUCGUAAAUUGCACUCAGCCCUAAAACAGAACAAACUCUUGUUAUAUAUMCAGUAUAUAUGUUUCGCAUCAUUACUGAAAACCUACUGUAGUUACAUAUCAAUUAUAUUUACUAUCAAAACAAGAAACAUACAUUAAUGAACACAAUUUGGAUGAGAUGACAUUGUUAGUUCGGAAAGUAGAAAAAGACCCACUCGCUCCUCUAAACUCACAGUUAUUUUCAGCGCUCACACACAGCGGAAUGAAUUUCAAAGACCUCAGAAAGGAAUCUAAAAGAAACAUAAGCCACAGAAAAAUGAAGACGUCAGAUUUUUUUUCUUUUUUUUAUCACUCAUAAAUAUACUUGAGCUUUUCAGCUGAGCUCUAAAGAGUUAGUGCUUGAGUUUUAUGGCUUUUAGUUUUAACUUAUUCAUUUAUUUUGUUUACACGUACACUUGUUGUAUAAUAAACAGAGUCAAAGAGAGACAGCCGUGAAGUGUUUUAGGUCAAUCAGAUAGAAAAUGAAAAUUGGUCCUGUAAGUAAUAAAAAAAGAGAUAAACAAAGCAGGGGAUAAAAGAGGGGGGAAGUCCAAGUCGGAGUAUUCUGUUUUUGGUCAAAUGAAGUUUAGAGUAGCAGAAAUAAUGGUUAUAAAAACAUUAGCUCUGAAGUGAGGUUUUUUUUUUUUUUUGAAAAGCUGUGAACAAAUAUCUUACUGUUAUACAUACGUAUAUCUUUAAACAAAUUCAGUAUGGAGACAAAGUGUCUACCUAACUGAUGAGCUAAUAGCUGGUCUGAGCAAGGCCAUUUUAAAACAACUAAUAUUUUGAAACUUUCAUAACAGAUUGUGCAUUUGAUAUGUCCUAAACCUUAAUAUUGUUGUCGAUUUUGCAUUACACAAUUAUUCAAUGGGUUUUUGCAAGCACAAAUAGCAAAAGCAGCUAGCUGUAGCAGUCCAGUGCAGCCUGGGACACUUGCAGUAGGAAUAAUGGUGUAAUUCAAAAUUAACUGUAAGGAAAAAGUUUAUAACACUGURAACAUCCACGGACAUUUUUAUUUUUAGGGAUCUUUUAAGAUGGCAGCAAUUAGCUUUGGUCUUCCAACAAUCCAAACGUUCUCCAAAUGGAGGUCGUUCAAAGUGUUAUCUAUAACAUGUAAGAUAUUUGAUAUUAAAAUGUUAUCACAGAGCCCCACAUCACAGGAUCACUUUGUAAAAAAAAAGUAAGGAAAUUUUGAAUAACACUUGUAUCUGCUAUUACACUAUUUUCAUCUACUUGACUUGGACAACCCCCCUAAUUUAAUCUUAAAUUAAAACACUUUUUCCCAAAAUAAACUAAUCAUAGAACAGGUAAUGCAAAUAAUAAAUAAAAACCAUUUGAAUACUAGUAUUUUGAAAAGAUAGUGAACAAAAUAAAUGGUAAAUAAAAGAAGUGCUAAAAGAAAAAAUUUAAGCACAAGAAAUCCGGAUAGCAGGCAUGCGGCUACAUUUUUUUUUCCUACAUAAACUCACACACAGCACUGGACAACACACUUGCUUAAAAUUUUCAGGCGUGGAAAGGUUCUUAUUUAGCAAUAGUACUCUAAUAUUUGUAUGACAUUCUCUCCAAUGACCUUCAGGGAAAAUAAAUACACACUUUGCUCUAUUUAGAAAAUAUACAGUGCCUUUUUUUUCUUUUUUCCAUUUGCUGUGUUAUUAAAAUGGCAAAAUGACACCCAUUUACAUACACAAGAUAUUUUUGCUUUGUCUCUAAAACAUGCUCUUAUGUACAGUAUUUUUGUAGAAACAUGCAGUAUCAACGUGUAGGAACUAUAUUUAUAGGCAAAACUACACACCGAUGGGUUGCUUGAUUGCUUCCAUGUUGCCUUUUUGUUUAGUGUUGUUUCGUCAACUGAAGAGAAUUAAAAAAAUGUUGAUGCCAAGUGACAAACAGAAAUUUUGGUCUUGAUUGUUUUAAAAAAAACAUGAAAAUCCCACAAAAAUAAACAAAAAAUGCAACAGCCAACAUUCAAUGAAUUCCUCGCAAAAAGCGAUGACAACACAGAAAAAAGUUUACUGCAUUUGCUUUACAUAGAACACAGUAGUUUUUGCUGUCGAUACUAAGUCAAACUCUUUGAGUUACCAGCUAAAACAUGUAAGCAAAAACACACUCUAACUGAGCAGGGUGGAUUUGGGUUAAUAAGAAGUCAUGAACUCUGGACAAAAGCUUAAUUUGCAAAUAUAGAGAGCCAAAGAAACCACUGAUGCCUUAUAGUUUCUGAAAAAAAA